UCACUCGACCGCUCGACCGCUCUCCUCGAGUGACAUCAUGAAACGGAACGACAUGUUUUCAACCAAGCUUCGGAUCAAGCCGCACUGUUGGGUCAAGUACAAGAGAGCUCAAGACCCCGCAUCCGAUCGGGUUGACUAUCGAUAGGUCAUCUAUCGAUCGUAUGGUGUUGGUCGUCGAAAGUUCUGAUUGAUGUGAUCGUGUCAUACUGUACAAUCAAUCUUCUCCAGUGCACAACCUCCAAUCUUCGGUCAUACACAUCGACCUCUCUAGCUAGCUUUGCAAGCCCAAGCCCAACUCUAUCCACCAUCUUCUAGCUAUACAGUAGCCAGCUAGUUUGGGCACAAGCUAUCAAUUUCGUGAUGCCGCAACAGUCGUUGUUUCGAGGCUCGUUAGCUUCCACUUCGUCUCAGAACAAUGGCGGCGGUCUGCGAGGUCUCCGAUCCAGAUCCGCCUUGCCUCUCUGUACCAAAUGGCGCAUCUUGCAGUGGAUGAUGUUCCUGGGGUUACUGAUUGGUGUGGGAUUUGCCAUUCAUGCGAUGCAAAGCCAACAGGAAGAGAACAACUUUGAACAGGCGUUUCAAACAACAUCCGACCAAAUACUACUCGAUGCUGACCAGGCCAUUCAAAGGUCUGCUGCCCUGCUUGAAACGUUGGCUCUCUCCAUGGCCACCAGUGCUCGUGGUGAUACUAGCAGUAGCACCGAAAACAAUCGUCUCUCGUGGCCCUUGGUCACGGUGGAUCAUUUUGACCUGCUGGCGCAAAAUUACCAACAACAAUCUCAUGCCGCCGUGGUGGCAUAUGCACCCAUUGUCCGCAAUCCAACCGAAUGGCAAGAAUUUGCCACGCAACAAUUACCUCCCGGCAUUACCAAAUACGCCUUCAAGGUGGUAGAUGGAGUUCUAGUGCAAGAUUUUAGCACAUUCAUGACACCACUCUUUCAAGUUUUUCCCGGCAACGCCACCACGACCAGUAGCGGCUUCUCCAUGAUGAAUUUCAAUCUAUACGAGAUCCCGUGGCUACAAAAGCUCAUUUUGUCGGCUGCCGCCAACCAGCAGGCUGCAGUGUCGCAUAUCAUUCAAGACUUGGAUCAAGAUUUGCCAUUGCUAUUUCCACACUUGGCGCAAUCGGCAAUCUACGGCAAUGACACUUGGAGUGUUUGGGUGCAACCCAUCUUUGAGGACAAUACUCAUACUAAUAAUAACAACAACAACAAGCCAGAAGAAGAAGCAGGCGCGGUAGUGGUGGGAUACGUCUUGGCCCUGGUGCCAUGGGGACCCACAUUGUUUGGUCCGCAACGGACCGAGUCGGAGGGGUCCACGCUUUCCGUGUUGCAAGAGGGCGCACCCAACCAUACCACUUUUACGUACCACCUGGAUGGAACGAGCAUAUCGUAUUUGGGACCCGGAGAUUCCUGGGUGGAAACACAAGCGUACGGUGGGGGUGAAAUCAUGUCAAACAAAGAUGAUGACAAUUCCAGACGGCGUCUGCGGAGGCGGUCGUUGCAACAAGCGGUGGAGGAGGAGCCACCACAACAAUCUGCUCCGACCAAAGCCCCGUUUCAGAUACACGUCUACCCCACCAACGACUUUCACGAUUCGUACAGCAGCAGCUCGCCGGCAACGUUUACGGCCAUUGUCAUUGCACUUUUGGCAUUAGUGGCUCUGUGGUUUGCGCUAUGCCAAUACUGCCAUGACAAGGAAGUGCUCCGCCAAAUCAUCGCCUACGAAGCUUUGAAUGGGGUGGAUUGGGUUCGGGGACAGCAGCAACGAGAAAAGGGAUUGCCCGAAAACAAUAAACAACUCAUGAGAGCCUUCCUGGCCGAUCAAGAACAUCAAGCACCCACAGAUCGCGGCGUUCUGGAUGCCAGUUCAGGACGAUGGUCCGAAACCAACACAAACCCAAACAAUAUCAACGACAGUAGUGCAGCCGACCUGGACAAUCUGAGUAAUCACAGUUCCCAUCAUCCACAAGAAAACCUCGAAGUGUCACUGUUACCCGCUUUUCGGAACAGCAAACCCGUGGCCGAUUUGUUUCCCUCGGCUACGGUACUGUUUGCCGACAUUAAGGGCUUUACGCCAUGGUCCUCGGUGCGGUCGCCUGCCGAAGCAUUUUGUUUGUUGGAAUCGUUAUAUGAUACAUGGGAUAGGUUGGCACAAAAGCGUCGUGUCUUUCGCGUGGAAACGAUUGGGGAUUGCUAUACGGCCGUUUGUGGCCUUCCGGAGCGACGGCCCGACCAUGCUGUGGCUUUGUGUCACUACGCCCGCGGUUGCAUGAGGAGGUUCCGAGAGCUGACGAGAAUGCUGGAUACAAAGCUUGGGCCUGAGACCAGUGAGCUAGCUUUGCGUGUCGGGAUCAACAGUGGCCCGAUCAUGGCCGGGAUCUUGAGGGGUGGAGCCGGGUCGCAAUCGAGCAAAUUUCAGCUCUUUGGGGACACGGUCUCACUGGCUCAAAAGAUUGAACAUGGUGGAGCAGGCGGUAGGAUACACCUCUCCAAAGAGACGGCGGCUCAGUUGAGAGAGGCAGGGAAAGCCCAUUGGGUGCAAGAGAGGGAGGAUAGGAUGAUUACCAAGAAAGGAGAAUUAGUUACCUACUGGCUCGUUGACGACCUGGAAGAAGAACAGGCAGCAUUCAGUGGUGUGGGCGUGGGUCUGAAUGUACACGCCAACGACAUGCCCGAGCAGACACUUGGGAUAUCUGACGAUGAAACCAAGGCGAAGAUGACGCGCUUGAUUGGCUGGACCUAUGAGAUUAUGUUUCCUCUUUUGAAGAUGAUUGUAGCACGGCGUACUGCUGAAAAGGAACGCAAGGUGCUUACAGAGAAUCCCUCUGGUGUUGCCUGGUUGGAACGGGAAAUCGGGAGCACCAACAAUGUUCUGGACGAGGUUGAAGAAGUUAUAAGCCUCCCUCAUUAUGAUGCAAAGGUGCAGAAGAAGAUCAAGCCUGACAAUGUCGAACUGGAUUUUCAAGUGGAGGCACAACUGGAGGAGUACUUGACGGUUAUUGCGAACCUGUAUCACAGCAAUCCUUUCCACAACGUGUCUCACGCCAUGCACAUGACGCUGUCGGCGACGAAGAUGCUCAACCGUAUAGUUAGGCCUGAAGCAGUGAUUGAUCGCUCUUCUGGCAAGAAGAAGAAGCAGGUCGAUUCCGAGUUGCAUGACUACACGUAUGGGAUAAACAGUGACCCCCUUACACAAUUUGCUGUGAUUCUAGCUGCUUUGAUUCAUGACGUAGACCAUCGUGGAGUACCGAACAAUGUCCUUUGCAAGGAAGAACAAGAGCUAGCGGCUGUGUAUGACAACAAGAGUGUGGCUGAGCAGAACUCUGUUGACAUUGCUUGGGAGUGUCUCAUGGAUCCUCGCUUCAAGGAACUACGCAAAUGUAUAUAUGCCAACGAGGCUGAAUUGAGACGUUUCCGUGCCUUGCUGGUCAACUGUGUUAUGAGCACAGACAUAUUUGACAAGCAGCUCUCUGCUCUGAGAAAAGCAAGGUGGGAGAAAGCAUUUCAGGUCCGAGAUGAUCAAGCCACCCCAGAAGAAAUCAACCGGAAGGCAACAAUUGUUAUUGAGCAUUUGAUUCAAGCAUCUGAUGUGUCACACUGUAUGCAACACUGGCAUGUGUACCAACGAUGGAAUGAGCGCCUCUUCCAUGAAAUGUACCGAUCAUUCAGGCUUGGAAGGUCACCCAAAGACCCCUCCGAAGGCUGGUACAAGGGCGAAAUCUGGUUUUUCGACAAUUACGUGAUACCGCUGGCCAAGAAGCUCAAUCAAUGUGGGGUGUUUGGUGUCUCCAGCGAUGAAUAUUUGACCUACGCCCAGUCGAAUCGCAACGAGUGGGAAGAAAAAGGGCAACAACUGGUUGAUAAAAUGAUCAAGAAGUACAAAGCAAUGCUGGACGAAGAAGAGAAGAAGAAGGUUCGCAGAUCUAGGAGGUCAGCGAAACAAGCAUAGAAGGCAUAGAAUGGAAACAUCUGUAAAACUAGAGCUACAAGCAGCUACCUGAAUAGAAGCAAGAGUGGGGUGGAACACCAUCUAGCUAGCUCGCCACGAGCGUUAAGCUGUCAUGAUUACACAGGAGAACGUUCACCCCUUGGCUACAUGGCACAGUCAGUUUUCAAACUUAAUAGUUAUUUGAUGAUGUGAGUC
Seminavis robusta is the source of this 4146-nucleotide messenger RNA. NCBI's taxonomy places the organism in Eukaryota, Bacillariophyta, Bacillariophyceae, Naviculales, Naviculaceae. The record is from the annotation of a GenBank genome assembly.